Molecule: messenger RNA, 907 nt
Organism: Esox lucius (northern pike)
Lineage: Eukaryota; Metazoa; Chordata; Actinopteri; Esociformes; Esocidae
Product: patched domain-containing protein 3-like
Exons: 5
Coding region: 176-907 (243 amino acids)
Cellular component (GO): membrane
Source: RefSeq, a predicted model, not a curated record
CGAAGAAUUAAAACAAAAAAGCGACACCUGGCUGAAGGAAUUUGUUAUUUUGCUCGGGAAAGAAUCCCCAAGCGUCAUAAAGGUAUCAUAUUCUACAUCCAAGUCAAGGCAGUGGGAAUUCGACAGAGUUCCAAGUGCUAUUGUUCCCCUGUUUUCCGCCACAUUUACAAUCACUAUGUUGUUUGCAAUAGUUUCCUGCUCAAGGUUGGACAAUGUGAGGAAUAAGUUGUGGGUGGCCACCAUUGGAGUCUUUUCAACAGGAUUAGCAGUCCUCUUCAGCUUUGGGAUGUUGCUGCUCUUUAAUGUGACAUUUUUCAUGACAGUGUCUACCACACCGUUCUUGGUACUAGGUAUCGGAAUCAACGACAUGUUUAUCAUGAUCUCCUGCUGGCAGAAGACCAAAGUUUGUGACGACGUGGCGGAUCGUCUGGCAGACACCUACGAGAAGGCCAUCAUCUCCAUGUCCAUCACCACACUCACCGACAUCCUGGCGCUCUACCUGGGCUACAGCUCGCCCUUUCUCUCAAUUCAGAAUUUCUGCAUUUAUUCCGGGACAACGAUCCUUUUAUCUUUUGUCUACAACAUCGUAUUCCUCGGUGCGUUCUUUGCACUGAAUGGCCGGAGGGAAGCCAAUAACCGGCACUGGUUCACCUGUGCGAAAAUCCCAGAGCAGCGUCCCCCGACACAGUCGCAAUGGUAUGGAGUCUUCUGUGUGGGAGGGGCCUACAAUCAUGAUACCGGGACAGAGGAGGAGCUACCAAUGAGUACCUUCUUUCUGAAGAUUUACGGGCCGUUUCUGACCCUGAAGUGGACCAAAGCGUUUGUUGUGGUUCUCUACGCCGUGUAUUUUGGGCUCAGUGUUUACGGGUGUUUUAUACUGACGGAGGAUUUUGACUUAAGACGGUAA